Messenger RNA from Aphanomyces invadans, 618 nucleotides. RefSeq lists its product as hypothetical. The coding region runs from base 1 to 618 and encodes 205 amino acids. The record is from RefSeq and is a predicted model, not a curated record. NCBI's taxonomy places the organism in Eukaryota, Oomycota, Saprolegniomycetes, Saprolegniales, Verrucalvaceae. The transcript is spliced from 3 exons.
AUGGGAUCGUCGGGGGCGCUGUUGCCGGGCAGUCGAUGGCACUGGCAGACACGAGAGGCUGUAGGACAAGAGUAUGUGGCGGUCAAGGACUUGGCCAAGCGGCACGUGGUGCCGUUGCAUGAGUUGCUGUGCAAGCGCACGUUUGACGCAUGGCAACGAUCCAAGCGAGUGCCGACCAGCCAACCAUCAGUGGUCCAAGAGAACGGCGAUGAUGACGUGGCCAAAAGCGAGCGCGACGAACGGGUCCAGGCAUGGCUCGACUCCAAACGACGUCAAAAGCACCAGUCGAAUCGUGUGGAGGUAGCACGAAAGCGACCCGAAGUCCCACCGUUCAAGCCUCGCGUGGGCUUUCCAGUCGAACAACAGGUGCGGAGAACCAAGGACAAGGCGCCGCCAAAACGAGUAGCUCCAUGUGCACGAGAUCCCACCAAAGCCAGUGAAGCAUACAACAAGUGGCUGCGACAGAAGGCAUCGGAGCGAAAGGUCAUCGCUCAACUUGUGAAGCAAGAGGCUGAAGACCGAGAGACUGCGAGGCGCGAACUGCAUGCGAAAGCUUGGGUCAGACAGGAUGUUGUGAUGCUGGCGUAUGCGUGCCCCGUGGCUCGUCGGCGACGGUGA